AUGGCUCCCGUGCUCCCGAAGCGUCGGCGAACCGGAGCCGAGUCUCCGGCGGGCGCCGCUACCAGCGGCGCUCCGCUCCCGGCGCGGUUCCCUGGCGUCGCCAUCUACCUGGCCGAGCCGCGGAUGGGCCGCAGCCGCCGAGCCUUCCUCACCCGCCUGGCACGCUCCAAAGGCUUCCGCGUCCUCGACGAGUACAGCUCCGAGGUGACGCACGUGGUGAAGGAACAGACCGCGGCAGGGGAGGCUGUCUGCUGGCAGGAGCACAUGGAGCCGACUGCGCCCUCAGGCUGUGCUGUCUCAGCACUGCUAAAUAUGAGCUGGUUCACAGAGAGCAUGGCAGCUGGGCACCCUGUGCCCGUGGAGUGCCGACACCGCCUGGAGGUGGCCAAGCCCAGGAAGGAGACUCCUAGCCUAGCAUGGAUGCCACCCUAUGCCUGCCAGCGUGCCACACUCCUUACCCACCACAACUCCAUGCUCUCGGAUGCUCUGGAGACACUGGCAGAGGCAGCAGGUUUUGAAGGCAGCGAGGGCCGACUCCUCUCCUUCAGAAGAGCAGCCUCUGUGCUGAAGGCCCUGCCGGGCCCCGUCAUAGCCAUGAAGCAGUUGCAAGGUCUCCCUCACUUUGGAAAACACGCUUCCAGGGUCAUCCAGGAGAUGUUGGAGCAUGGAGUGUGUGAGGAGGUGGAGAGAGUGCGAUGCUCAGAGAGGUACCAGACCAUGAAGCUCUUCACUCAGAUCUUUGGCGUUGGGGUGAAGACUGCUGACCGGUGGUACCGGGAAGGGCUGCGGACCUUGGAUGACCUCCUUAAGAAGAACCAGAAACUGACCCAGCAGCAGAAAGCAGGGCUCCAGCACCACCAAGACCUGAGCAUCCCAGUGCAGCGGCAGGAAGCGGAGGCUCUGCAGCGGGUGGUGGAGGCCAUCGUGGUGCAGACCCUGCCUGGUGCCACCGUCACACUGACCGGCGGCUUCCGGAGGGGGAAGUUGCAGGGUCACGACGUGGACCUGCUCAUCACUCAUCCCCAGGAGGGCCAGGAGGCGGGACUGCUGCCCAGAGUGGUGGGCUGCCUGAAGAACCAGGGUCUUAUCCUGUACCACCUGCACCAGCACAACCACUAUGGGGACAUUACCCACCUGGCACUACAAAACUCAACCAUGGAUUCCUUUGAGAGGAGUUUCUGCAUUGUCCGCCUGCUGCAGCCCCCCGGGAUCACUAGGGGAGCGGCCCAGAGGCCCUGGAAGGCUGUGAGGGUAGACCUCGUAGUCACUCCCAUCAGCCAGUUCCCCUUUGCCCUGCUUGGCUGGACUGGCUCCAAGCACUUUGAACGGGACCUGCGCUGGUUCAGCAAGAAAGAGAAGGGGCUGUGGUUAAACAGUCAUGCCCUCUUCGACCCAAAGCAGGAAACGUUUUUCCACCUGACUUCAGAAGAGGAGAUAUUCAGACAGCUGGGCUUGGAGUACAUUCCCCCUGAGCAGAGAAAUGCCUGAUCGUGCCCACCAGCACCUCCCCUACCACCAAGCCCUUGUAUGGGGGCAUCUCAGGAAGCCAGACCCCACGUGCCCCUUGGCGGUUAAAGAUAUGCUACUGUCCCUGUGUCGCCACAGGGUUCUUAGCGUCCUGGAGCGAGGCACCACUUGUCCAGCCCAGCCCAGGCCUGGAGGCUGUGUUUCUGUUGAGCAGAUGAAAGUAUUCCCUCAUUAAAGGCUUAAAGCACUGUGUUUUCUGAC
Messenger RNA from Echinops telfairi (small Madagascar hedgehog), 1728 nucleotides. It is a transcript of the gene POLM, whose product is annotated as DNA polymerase mu. NCBI's taxonomy places the organism in Eukaryota, Metazoa, Chordata, Mammalia, Afrosoricida, Tenrecidae. Gene Ontology annotation, cellular component: nucleus. Gene Ontology annotation, biological process: double-strand break repair via nonhomologous end joining. The record is from RefSeq and is a predicted model, not a curated record. Bases 1 to 1488 code for a protein of 495 amino acids. Gene Ontology annotation, molecular function: DNA-directed DNA polymerase activity; DNA binding. The transcript is spliced from 11 exons.